AUGUCGUCUGCUCAUGAAGGACAACCCUCAGAAGUCAAAAAUUAUGCGAGAGAAAUGGGUCGUUGUGCUUCUUUCGAUUGCAAAGAAAUGGGGGUUUAUAAGUUUCCUGAAGCUACUGUUAUGAGAAGAAAAUGGGAAAAAUCUUUGAGGAUAGUUAAGUUCAAAUUCGAAUUCUAUCAGUCCACGGAUGUUGAGUCCCACAACGAUGAAGACAUGAGCGACGCCGGCGACCACGACGACGUCGACAGUUGCGAUGAGAUGCGUCGGCACGCUGGCCUCCUCGCCGAUCACGGCGAUGUCCUCGCAAAGCUGAAAAUGCAAGUGAGGGACAUCAAGGUGGGGGACGAUUACGAGACUUCCCGAAACCUGAGCUUCCCGAUGAACAAUAGACCGAUGCCCAGCCAGGAGAAUAAUUUCCAGCUGCCCGUCCCCUUUCCGUUCCCGCACCCGGCUGCGGCUUUCCUGCCGCCGAUGGCGCCGCAACCAGCAGCGCCCUCUUCCGGCAGCUCGCAUUCCUCCGAGGGAAGCGCCUCCUCGCAGCACACCUGGUCGUUCGAGGAGCAGUUCAAACAGGUGCGUCAG
Molecule: messenger RNA, 582 nt
Organism: Leptinotarsa decemlineata (Colorado potato beetle)
Lineage: Eukaryota; Metazoa; Arthropoda; Insecta; Coleoptera; Chrysomelidae
Gene: retn
Product: retained
Biological process (GO): regulation of transcription by RNA polymerase II
Cellular component (GO): nucleus
Molecular function (GO): DNA binding
Source: RefSeq, a predicted model, not a curated record